Molecule: messenger RNA, 390 nt
Organism: Malania oleifera
Lineage: Eukaryota; Viridiplantae; Streptophyta; Magnoliopsida; Santalales; Ximeniaceae
Exons: 1
Coding region: 1-390 (129 amino acids)
Source: RefSeq, a predicted model, not a curated record
AUGAAAGGGGUGAUGAGGUUUGGGAAGAAGGGGAAGUUAAGCCCUUGGUGCAUUGGGCCUUUUGAGAUCUUGGAAAAGAUAGGUCUUGUUGCUUAUCGAGUGGCGUUACCCCCAACACUAUUCAGAGUUCAUGACAUGUUUCACGUGUCAAUACUGAGGAAGUACAUGCCAGACCCUUCGCACGUGCUAAUUUAUGAACCUUUGGAGAGCGAGAAUGCAUUAGCAUACGAGGAGGUACCGGUUCAGAUUCUAGAUCAAAAGGUACAGAAGUUGCAUAUUAAGGAAAUACCUUCAGUGAAAGUGGUGUGGCAAAACACAAUAGAGGAGGCUUCAUGGGAGUUAGAGACAGAGAUACGUCUAAAGUAUCCUCAUCUUUUCAGAGACACUUAG